Molecule: messenger RNA, 2807 nt
Organism: Oncorhynchus tshawytscha (Chinook salmon)
Lineage: Eukaryota; Metazoa; Chordata; Actinopteri; Salmoniformes; Salmonidae
Gene: ccdc83
Product: coiled-coil domain containing 83
Exons: 10
Coding region: 544-1767 (407 amino acids)
Source: RefSeq, a predicted model, not a curated record
AAAGGCAAUGCUACCAAAUACUAAUUGAGUGUGUGUAAACUUCUGACCUAAAUAAAAAAGUAAACAUGGGCUAUUAAUGACAUUUUUUUCACAUGGUUGGGGUGCCAGAAUAUUCAGAUAUCAAAAUGGUGUCAUGGGCCAAAGAAGUUUGGAUGGCAUGCAGUAAACCCCUGGGGCUUCCAAAAAGUCAAAUUGGCUUAUCGCAACAAGUCAUGAAAACAAACAUUUGCUUUUUGGUCAUAAUUCAAGGUUAGGGUUAGCAGUGUGAUUACGGUUAGAGUUUAAAAUCACAUUUUAAGAAGAUAAAUUGUAGAAAUAGAAUGAGUUUGUGACUUUGUAGCUGUGGUACCUAGUGACGACCAACAUGCAGGAACGGCCCGAAUAGGCCCACAGUUCACUUUCUUGAAGCUGGGGGGCAAUGUUGAGUCGAUAUAGAAUAUGGGGUUUCCAUGGAAAUAGGGGAACGCUGACUUCUCGCUCAGCAGACAGUAAGGUGUCAAACAAAUAAUCAUCAGCUGUUUUGUGAAGUUUUAGCAAGCCAACAUGGGUAAGAAGUCAUCAGAUGAAGACAAAACUACGUUGGCGGAGGCCUUUAUCAAUUUUCAGCUCCAAGUUAAGAGAAAGGAAAUACAUGAGUGCCAGGAAGAGGUCAGUCAACUCGAGACAAAGAAGCAAAGACACACAGAAUUGAGGGAGCAGUUGAAAGAGGAGCAGUUGGGGCAUAUCAAGGUCUUGCGGAAGCAGGCUAAAGAACAGGAGAGUAAGCUGGAGCAGAGAGAGGUGGUCAACAAAGAGCAGGUGGAGCAAGCUCUGCAGCAGAACUUGGAGCUAGUCCGCAGCCAGGAGAAAGAACUGGCAGAGCUGCGCGCUGAAGUCAUCCGCCUGGAGGAGGAAGUGCUCGUCUUGCAGGCCGAGAGGCACAUCAGGCAGGAGUAUAAGAUGGCCGGAAGUCAAGAGCACCAGCAGCAGAUCCAGCACCUGGAGGCUGAGCUGGCUCAGAUGCAGAAGGGGUUUCAGGAGAUGGCAGACAACAUUCAGCGCUCUCUUGAUGUAACUUUCAAUGAAAUUGACAAGAAGACAGUGCAUCUCAUAGAUGACAAAAAACAACUGGCUACAGAGAGGGCCAUCAAACACCUUGACAAGCACAGCCGACAGGAGAUCAAAGAGAAUGAGUGGCUGAAGAGAGAGCUUGCCAUUUACACAAGAGAGGUAUCCAUUACAGCAUUGGCCGUCCAACAACUGGAGGAGGAGAAUCUUGAGCACAUGGGUCAACUGUUUGAGCGUCGCCUGGAGGACCUGCAAAUCUCUAGAAACGUCUUCCUGACUCAGGCGGCAGGCCUGGGACCCUCUGACUCCACAGUACAGGAGACCAUUAUGAAGAGAUUCCCACCAGACGGGGUAAGCAGCAGCCCAGUACCUCCCCUCCACCCAGCAUCAGAAGCAUGGCGGGCUCAAAAGCAGGCCAAAGAGUUGGAGAGGGAUGAAACAAGUGGCAGCUGCAGUGAGGCAGCCUACAGGCCAACAGAGGACCCCCUUCAGGACCUCAGUGUGCUUCUGUACGGCAGCCAGACCUACCUGCAGCAGGGAGACAUGCACCUGGGCCCUCUGGAGAUGAAGCUGCUGACUGUGGUGGGCCAGGCUCUUCCCCUGCACCCUGUGCCAUCCGAGACCCCCGGCUCCAAAGGCUCCUCCUCAGCUCCAGAGAUGCUCCAGGCUCCCGAAGACUGGCCCCUCACUGCCCGCAUCAUCCACAAGAGGUUCAAGUAGCCAGGCCCAAGCACUAAUACACACACUUUUGUAAAUCUAGCAUUGGCCUCAUGUUGGGAUCAGAGACAUUACCAUUAAACCUGCAAUGAUUCUACAAACUCAAGGGUCUAAGAAUAUAUUCUUAAGCAACAAUUAAGCAACAACGGCACGUGCCACAUGAUGCUUCACAGGUUUAAAGUAGCUCAGAGUAGAAGUAUUGAUCGAGGUUCUGUCCAUAUAAUUCUAUUAAUUAAGAUCUAUAAACAAACGCAAGAUACUCAAAUCACCCACAAACUCAAGAUACUGUUGCAAAACACUUUAUUGAAAAAAAAAAAAAAACAAUCUACCAAAUCCUGCAUACAUUUAUUUAUAUAUUUAAUAUAAACAAAAAUAUAAAUCUGCAGGUACAAUGCAGUUAAAAUGCUAAUUUGAUGAAUAGAAUAACCUUCAUGUUCUGACCAUCCUGCACAUGUCCCACCCACCCCCAUGAUGGAAAUGAUCCAUUUUAUAUACACAAAGCACCGAUCAACAGUGCUCCAUUUCUCCCCCCCCCCCGCUCAACUGGAUCCUACUGCCCACUUACCCGACAUUCAUUUAACAUACUUUAUCUGUGCUUGAGUGAUCUUGUAUGGCUUAAUAGACCAAUAGAAUAGUCCCAAAACUGCUAACCCAGCCCUUCUGGCACUCUAGACAAGCUAGAGCAAACAAAGUAUUUAAAAGAUUUCAAAUAGUAUUUCAACCUAGAUCUGACACUUAGAGCUGACCAGUGACAUCCACAGCUCUUUCCCCUGCCCCCUGUGACCACCUCCUUUCCCCCAACCCAGAUGCUGGUCUAUGUAAAGAUGGCCUGAGCAUGAAGGACACUCUGCACAUUCAUUUUGGAAAGGCAGCCAUAGAAUAGUUCCAUGUAAAAUAAAUUACAUGCCAAGUGUAAAGCAUAAAAUGUGGAUCGUUCCCAACGCAAUGCCGGCAAAUCACAAAUGUAGUGCUUUGCUAGUGAGUGAAAAUGUUCCCUUAAGAAAAAAAAAAGACCCAAGCUCACAGAAUUGACUAUUGAAUCA